AUGGACUUCAUCAAAAAGGCAAUAUGGGGUCCAGACCCCAAGGAACAAAUGCGCAAGAUUAACCAACUUCUUCGGAAAAAUAAAAGAGAACUUGACCGGUCUCUAAACCAACUCCAACCCCUUAAGAAAAAGACAGAAGGAUUAAUCAAAAGAGCGGCCAAAGAUAAGGACUAUAAAUCUGCCAAAAUAUAUGCACGUGAGCUUAUCAACAUAACCAAACAGUAUAAUAAACUUCAUACGUCCAAGACCAGAGUGGACUCCAUAGCCAUGGCUGUCAAUGAACAAUGGCAGAUGGCCAAACUUACAAACUCACUCCAAGUGCUGACUGGAGUUAUGAAGGAUGUCAAUCUGCUCAUAAACUUGGGUAUGGUGCAGGGCACCAUGCAAGAGUUGCUGCGUGAGCUCAUGAAGGCCGGGAUCAUAAACGAGAUGAUGGAUGACAUGGUUGACUUGGAAAUGGAAGAUGAUGAAUUGGAAGAUGAAUCCCAAGAUGAAGUCAACAAAAUCAUCCAGAGUCUUACUGAAGAUAAGUUCAGCAAGAUUGGGAACGAAGUGCCGAAGAGCAGGCUCGAGGUUGAAGAACCGGUGCACGAGCAAGAGCCAGAAGCUUUGGAAGAAGAUGAUUAUGAAGCCUUGGAUGAAAUGAGAGAAAGAUUAAAGGCUUUGCAGAAUUAA
This is a messenger RNA of [Candida] anglica, 675 nucleotides long. The record is from the annotation of a GenBank genome assembly. Lineage: Eukaryota; Fungi; Ascomycota; Pichiomycetes; Serinales; Debaryomycetaceae.